UCAGGUUCACAAAGGACGAAAUAUCGUGCCGUCUGGUGUGUAUUGUUGGUUAUAAAUAAGUACGAGUUUUAGUCAUGAACCGGUAAAUUUAGUUUUAUGGUGCACAAAAAUAAUAGUUUGGCCGUGUAGUUUCUAAAGUGUAGCUGACGAGAUUUCUAUUCACAAGAAGUUAAACAAAAUUUAACGGAAAUUGUGCGAGAAUAUGGAAAAAUCGCCUCGAUGUAAUUUGGAAUUUGUGCGCGACGACGACUACGUUGAAUAUUUUAUUUUCCAAAUUUUGUCAGAUAAGUUAACAAAUAUACAAGAAAGCAGUGUAGAGCUGGAGCAGCUCCGAGGGGAAUUGUCUCUACUUGAAAAACAAUGCAUGGAAAUCGUGAACAGACGGGUUGAAAGCUAUGGCUAUAUUUGGCACAAAGAUGAAUUUAAAUUACAAAUGCGCACCGAGUGUGCGCAGGAACGACUGUUGAAUAACGAGGUUAACAAUAGCUCGCUUGGUUCUGUCGCAGCAUUACCUCUACCCCCCCAUCUGCAUGGCAUUUCACACUAUGGAGAAAAUAUCGAAGAUGAGUGGUUCAUAGUCCACCUUUUAUAUGAGUUAACACGUGAGGUGCCAGGCUGCAUUGCUCGUGUCAUUGACGCUGAUGGAGAGUUUCUCCUAGUUGAAGCUGCCGAGGCACUUCCAACGUGGGCCAAUCCAGAAAGCUGCGAACAGAGAGUUUACAUAGCUGACGGCCACAUGCAUUUGGUUCAAAACUCACCAUCUACUUCCUCAAAAUUAUUAUCGGUUGGUGCAGCAGUUGAGAAAAUAAGACAGAACCCCACUCUCUAUCGUGUAUCUAAGGAAAUUCAAAAUUGCAUUAACGAACGUACGAAAGUUUUUAAUGGAAGUAGUAAUCCAGCAGCACAUCGCCAGAUAAUGCGUUUACCUUUGGGUGUCGCAGCGCUACUUAAAACUCGUCCAUCGUUGAUUGCACCAGCUGUACGAGCUUUCUGUGAACGUGAUGCUAUUGACUUAAAGGUUUGCCGUUCAAUGCGGUAUUUCCCACCUGAGCAGUGUGUUCGAACCAAUGUUCUAUUCACUCGUUGUCUCUACGCUAUGCUUAUGCACACAAAUUACAAGCCUGACAAGAAAGUUGGCUGGGUGCUAAGCAAUACUACUAAUACUAAAGAAUAUAAAGAGCAGAUAUUAGGCAUACAAGUUGCGUGCGGUUUUGAAAUUUUAGCCUCUCAGGCUAAAUGUGCGAAUCAAGAUGAAAAUGAUCCGAAUUGGCGUUCUUAUGUUAAAAAUUUAACGUCAAAAGGAUAUUUUCGAAACAACUUAGCGGGCUCAGAAGUGUAUAAACGUCUGUGGAACGAAGCACGUACAUAUUUUACUAAAAAUAAUGACCGCUUUCGCAUAACGCCAUUAGUUGGAUUAGAAAUUUUAAAUUUGCUACAGAAUGUAGAUAUUUCGGCAGAAAAUUUGUGCGAUGAAGAAAACAAUCUGGAGCCGAGUGAUGCCGACGAUUGGUUAAAUAUUAGUGCAGAUCAGUUGGAUGCAAUGUUGAUAGAACGAUAUGGUCCCAAAAAAAUGCUUAACUCGAAUGGUGACAUAAAUGCCGCUGAAUUUACAAAAAAUCUCGCUGAUUUUCUUGAUAAAGAAUCUACAUACGAAGGUAUAGACGAUGAUGAAAUUGAGGAUUCAGAUAGUGAUUGUAUCGAGGCGGAAACCAGUGCAACGCCUAAAAAGAAUGACGACCCAAAAGUUAACCUUAAAAAAAAUCAUUCCAUGCGUAAGGCUUGUAAUCGGAACUCAGUUAUUAAUGAAACAGCAAACGCAAAUCGAAACAAUCAAGCCACUAACGUGGAAACUGAAGAUAGCACACAUGUACGAAAUUUUUUGGAUUUCGUUAUUCCAGAAGACAAAUGGGACUCUACUUCUGAAAUGAGUGACUAUGAAGAUGAUGAUAAAUUGGAGCACAAUUUUGAAUCAAUGGCAAAUUCCGACAAAAAUAUUGAUAGUCAUAUCAAAAAUUACAUGGACCAAAUGGAUAAAGAACUUGCUAAGACCACUAUUGGUCAAACAUUUGAGAAAAAUAGCUCUUUUACGGCUUCCAAAAACGCAGAUGAUUUCGAUGACAUCGAGUCAUUUCAACCGAUUAACAUCAAUGUAAACACUUUAAAGAACAUAGUGGAUAGCUACAAAUCACAGUUGGGAGGAUCGGGCCCAGUUUCGAAUUUGCUGAGUGCAAUGGGUGUGGGUAUGUCAAAUGCAGCACAACUCGACAGCGACGAUGAUGAAGCUGAUGUUUUAAAAGAAUCCAGGGUAUAGGCUUAAGACUCGUAAAUAUGUACAUACAUAUGUAUGGAAAUGUACAUAUAAAGCGCUGGGAUCUGAAAUUUUUUUGCAUCACUGUAUUAUUUAUAUGUGUCCAACUACGUCUUGAUACGCCUUGGUCACUGGCACAUAUUUUAUGUCGUGCAUUCAAUUCAUAUAGUUCUAGGAUGUGCCCAUUACAUCCAAAAGUAUCUUGUUAUGCGAAGGCUUGUAUUAAAGUAAAUUUACGAACAAUAUUUUUUUUAUUUUUCC
Messenger RNA from Rhagoletis zephyria (snowberry fruit fly), 2569 nucleotides. It is a transcript of the gene ecd, whose product is annotated as ecdysoneless cell cycle regulator. Lineage: Eukaryota; Metazoa; Arthropoda; Insecta; Diptera; Tephritidae. The record is from RefSeq and is a predicted model, not a curated record. Gene Ontology annotation, cellular component: nucleus.